Molecule: messenger RNA, 153 nt
Organism: Sclerotinia sclerotiorum 1980 UF-70
Lineage: Eukaryota; Fungi; Ascomycota; Leotiomycetes; Helotiales; Sclerotiniaceae
Exons: 2
Coding region: 1-153 (50 amino acids)
Source: RefSeq, a predicted model, not a curated record
AUGGCGAGGGGUGGGGAUGAAGUGGACUUGGAGAUGUUUGAAUGUGGGAUUUCUUUGAAAGAGGAAUUAGAAGAUUUGCAGAGCAUUGAGUACAUGGCUAGGUACUGUGGACUCCCAAGAAGUAAAGAGCUUGGGACUGGGACUGAAACUUAG